AUGCUUGACUGCAGCAAGCAAGGACGGCCGGGACCUGACUUGUGCAAGCAGCUAGCUCUUCGUGGAGCCAGGCCGGACCGAUCUUGUGCUCUAGAUUCUAUGGGUGCUAUGGGUGCUAAGGGCAACGUCAUGCAGCAAGUAUCGCUGCAGGUCUGUCCAACCACAGAUGCCAGAUGCUGCCAGGCUGAAUGUCUACACUUAGUCUACACCACAGGAUCUAUCCUGCAGAUUAGCCGGUCCUUCCUCGAUGAUAGCCGAGAUGCAUUGAAAGGCAUCGACGAUGAGCGUGAUCCUUUCUCAUGUCGGACUGGAUUAGCUUAG
Molecule: messenger RNA, 321 nt
Organism: Symbiodinium necroappetens
Lineage: Eukaryota; Dinophyceae; Suessiales; Symbiodiniaceae
Source: the annotation of a GenBank genome assembly